AUGGUGGCUGCCAGUUUAGAUGAUGCUGAGAAAGAAACGGGUGAAAAGAUGCAAAGUACUGAUGAGGAUGAAUUCUACAUUGGAAAAAAGUUUGAAACACAUGAUGAUUUGUUCAAUUCUUAUAAAGCGUAUGCAAAACGAGUCAGAUUUGCAGUUAGAAAAAGAACUAAUCGGAAAAAUGAAGAAGGGAUCAUAAGGAGUGUGACAUAUGUUUGUAGCCGAGCAGGAAAUCCUGUUAACAUGACUAAAAAUAUAGUCAAACCUCGCAAGAGCAAUCGUUGUGAUUGCAAGGCUUACGUUACUGCAAGAUUGGAUGAUGAAGACAAAUGGGAUUUUACUCAGCUUAAGCUUGAUCACAAUCAUACGUAUAAUCCUUCUCGGCAUUAUCAGCAACAUCGCAAAGUUGAACCACAUGUAUUACAUACAAUUGAUCUUAAUGACCAAUCACGAAUUCCAGUGGAAAAGACUUUCCGCUCUGUGGUGAAUCAGUUUGGUGGAUUUGAUAAAGUUGAUUGCAAUGAGAAAGAUUGUAGAAAUGCACUUGAUGUAAUACAUCGACUAAGACUUGGUGAAGGGGAUGCAACUGCUUUGAUGAAAUAUCUUUCCAAUAAGGUAAAAGAUAAUAGUGUAUUUUAUUUCGAAGUUGACUACGAUGAUGAAAAUUGUUUGAAAAACGUAUUUUGGGCCGAUGGUUGGAGUAGAGAAGCAUAUAAAGAAUUUGGCGAGGUUAUUAGUUUCGAUGCCACUUACAUGACUAACGAUUAUGAGAUACCUUUCACUCCUUUUAUCGGGGUUAAUCACCAUGGCCAAUCAAUAUUGCUUGGAUGUGGGUUGCUUUGUAAUGAAACUACAGAAACAUUUGUAUGGCUAUUUAAGAAGUGGCUUAAAUGCAUGUCUGGAUGUGCUCCGAGAGCAAUUAUAACUGAUCAGUGUCAAGCCAUGAAGAAUGCGGUUGAAAUUAUUUAUCCAGAAGCUAGGCACAGAUGCCUUGAGAAAAAAAAAGUAGAAAAAGAGUUGAUAGCAGAUGCAGAGUCAUGUUCAAAUUCAAUUCCUGUUCUUUCUGGUGGCUAUCCUUUUGAAAAGCAACUAUGGGAUAUGUAUACCCUUGUGAAAUUUCAAGAGUUCCAUAAAGAAAUUUGUGGGAAGAUUGCAUGUAAAGUGGUUGAGUUUGAUGAGGAGUCUGAGGUUUAUAACAGUGAAGAGGAAGAUGAUGAUAUAGAUAUUCAAGUGGUAGAUGAUGGUGAAGUCAUGGAUGAUUUAGAGACGGAUAAUGAAAGCGGAACAGAUGAAAGUGAAACAACUAGAAGUGAAGCUGAAAAAAGCGACACGGAUGAUAGUGAAAACGAGGAGUGUGUGCUUGAUAAAACGGCAGAUGAAACCGAAACAACUGAAGCUAAAAAAAGAAAAAAAUGUGUUGAUUUUGAUAUUCACUGUAGAUGCAAAUUGUUUGAGUCUAAGGGAACUCUUUGUAGACAUGCAAUUGUGGAUAUCAUCACAAAUAUUCCAAACCUUAGAUUAAAUGAUAUGCAUGUGACCCGGGAGAGUGUUGCAACUCCAACACCAUCAUAUCUUCAUGAUAUUUCACAUCAGCAACAUACAGAAGCUACUCGUGGUCGAGGUACUCGCGGCCGAGUCACUCGAGGUCGAGGAACUCGUGGUCGGGGCACUCGAGGUCGUGGUGCUCACGGAAAUGCCGCUCAACUGAGUAACAAUGCUUCUACUUUUGCUUCAGUUGGCAUGUACAUGCAUGUUCCUGCCGAAGCACCAUAUAUCAACCCUCCUUAUUACUAUGGAGGAAUUAAUAAUUUUGGAGCAGCAUAUGCGGAUCAUAGCGUACAUGAUCGAGUUGUCACUCCAACUGCACCACAUACACCUUCUAGUGAGGGGUUUAUCCAAAGGCGGAGUUAG
Messenger RNA from Papaver somniferum (opium poppy), 1908 nucleotides. RefSeq names its product protein FAR1-RELATED SEQUENCE 7-like. Bases 1 to 1908 code for a protein of 635 amino acids. The transcript has 5 exons. The record is from RefSeq and is a predicted model, not a curated record. Gene Ontology annotation, biological process: regulation of DNA-templated transcription. NCBI's taxonomy places the organism in Eukaryota, Viridiplantae, Streptophyta, Magnoliopsida, Ranunculales, Papaveraceae.